Molecule: messenger RNA, 4033 nt
Organism: Cimex lectularius (bed bug)
Lineage: Eukaryota; Metazoa; Arthropoda; Insecta; Hemiptera; Cimicidae
Gene: Hip14
Product: palmitoyltransferase Hip14
Exons: 12
Coding region: 175-2100 (641 amino acids)
Biological process (GO): protein palmitoylation
Cellular component (GO): Golgi membrane
Molecular function (GO): palmitoyltransferase activity; protein binding
Source: RefSeq, a predicted model, not a curated record
GCCUGAGAUGACAGCUGAACCGACUUUGGGGAAGGUAAAGAUCGAAGUUGGAAACAGCCAAGUUGAGGGUCGGCUCGAUUCCUUAUUCAUGCAGCUCCUCGAUGCCCUUUAGCUCGCCCUUAGCCCAGAAGCUUUAAUGCUGGAACAGCAUCCGAAGCCAGCACCAGAAGCACGAUGAUUCCGCCGGAAUAUUGCACAGCUUGUAACCCUGUUAACCUCGGCGAAUAUGAGGGCCAUUGUAAGACACAUCCUUUUGGGCACAGCCAUGGGCCAAGGAAGCCAGCCCCAUCGCAAAUGUUUCAAGAGCAAACCCAAACUGUUCAGGCGCAAGAAGAUGGAAGCGAUUUUGAUAUUGUUAAAGCCACUCAGUAUGGACUGUUAGAGAGGUGCAAAGAAUUAAUUGAAGGUGGUUAUAAUGUUAACCAACCUGACCGGGAGACUGUAACUGUUCUGCACUGGGCGGCAAUUAACAAUCGUCAGGAUAUAAUUAGAUACUAUGUCAGUAAAGGGGCUAUUGUAGAUGCAAUCGGUGGUGAGUUAAAAGCUACACCUCUCCAUUGGGCUACAAGGCAAGGACACUUAGGUAGUGUAACACUUUUAAUCCAGUACGGCGCAGACCCUUCAAUCUGGGACGCUGAAGGUUGUGCUUGUAUUCACGUCGCUGCACAGUGUGGGCACACAUCAAUCGUCGCUUAUCUAAUUGCGAAAGGGACCAAUCCAAACCUGCAGGACAAGAACGGCAUGACACCAUUAAUGUGGAGCUGCCAGAAAGUUACAAGUUUGGAUCCUACACGACUACUUCUUACAUUCGGUGCCAGCACAACUAUGCAAGAUGCAGUUCAAGGUAACACUGCACUGCAUUGGGCAAUCAGUUCCCGAAAUCACCUUGCGGUGUCCUCACUUAUUAUGAAUGGAGCCAGUUUAGAUAUUCAAAAUGCACAGGGAAUUAGUGCAUACAAUUUGCUAUCAACAUCUGAUGCAUGUGCUUGGGUGGGGAAGAAAGUGUUAGAUAAGGUGGCUGAGCAUCCUGUUGUAAGCCAAAGAAACACUAUAUGUCAAAAAAUAAAAAAUGAUAAGAGGAUAAAAUAUUACAGUAUGGUGUCUACACCAUUCCUCAUGUUUUAUCUAGUCGGAAUGACAUUGCAAAGUAGCAUUCCUUACCAAGCUAAAAUUGCAGUAUUGAUGUGUGCAGUAUUAGCUCUUCAUUUUACAACAAAAUUUGUUUUUGUCGAGAAGCUUAUAAAUAUACUGCCCUUGUCGGUUUAUUUAGCUACAAAGUUUUGGUUUUAUUUGACGUGGAUACUGUGGCUUAGCCCAACAAUGUCAUUGUUGACAUCGUUAAUAUUCAUGUUUAUGUCUGCUUUGCUAUGGCAUUUCUUUUACAAGUCGUGGCGAGGGGAUCCUGGUGUGGUGGCGACGUCACAAGACCAGAAGUUUAGGUUUUUUCAGACAAUAAUUGAGUUAGCGGAAAGAGGCGGAUUUGAUACGCAAUACUUUUGUAGUUCUUGUCUUGUCAGGAAGCCGAUUAGGUCAAAGCACUGCUCAAUUUGCAAUGUUUGUGUGGCUAAGUUUGACCACCACUGUCCUUGGAUAAACAAUUGCAUAGGUGCAAGGAAUCAUAGAUACUUCAUAGGAUAUUUAGUUAUGCUAGUAACAAUGUGUUUGUUCAUGUUGUACGGUUGUUCAAUGUUUUGGAAUGCCAUGUGCCCAGGAACUAACGAUAAUUUUUUUCAAAAUUUAUGGGUUAUUGCACAGUGUGACAGCUGGGUGUUUUUUGUUGCAACAAAUGCUGCAGUCCAUACAAUUUGGGUGACAGUGCUUUUAGCGUGUCAGACUUAUCAGAUAUCUAUAUUAGGAAUGACUACAAAUGAAAGGAUGAACGCAGGUAGGUAUGGUCAUUUUAUUUCUGCGGGAAGGAGCCCAUUCGACAGAGGUAGAUGUCAAAACAUAGUAGAUUUCUUCCAAAUAAGCUGCGCUGGUCUGUGUAGGCCAGAUACCACAGAUUGGCUUGUUACCUAUCAUGUGCCAAUGGCUACUACCAAUUUACCUGAACACCGACCGCUGGUCGGUGGAAAACACCAUGACUACCAGUUCGUUUAGUUAAGUACAAACUAUUAGGAAUAACUUUGGCCAUUGCUGUUACUCAGAAACAACUGCUGCGAUCUCAUUAAGAACAUUAGCAAUGCUUUGCUUGAUGUAUCAAGGUAUCUGGCCGAUCUGUCCUCAAACCUUUCCCAAACGCACCUGUUUCUGAGUUGGACAUUGGCAAUGUUUUGUGCUGAGAAGGGAGCGCUAAAAUUAUUUGGCUUCCUUCUUUCUAACUACAGAAUUUAUGUUUUUAAAAAACAUUUCUGCAAGGCACUUGUCACUCAUAUCACAAUUUACAACAUAAAUAAGACUCAAAAAUUAUUUUGGAACUGACAGUUAGUAAUGCUUAUAUAUGUAUCAAAUGCUUUAUAAAGAAAGAUGUAUAUAAUAUUUAAAUCUGUAAUUUUGAGUUUUUUAUUGUAUAAUUUCAUUUUUUUACUAUUCUAAUAUUUUAUAAACACUAUUAAAAAGUGAAUGCUAUACCAAAUCUGUUUGCCAGUGAUAUCCGCUACAAAUAAAACCAAGUAUUUUGUAGAAAACUGUCUAAUUAUCGUAAGAGAUUCUAGUCCGGUUUCCAUGUUUGUAGAGUAAGUAGUGUUUCAAUUAUGAAAGCAAAUGUCAAUUAAAUUUUUUUCCCCUUGAGGCUUUUCAAAAAUGUAAUAACGUUCUAUGUAUAUUUUUGAAAGUCUGUAAAUAUUGUAAUGAUUUAUUGAUGUUAUUAAUUGUACAGUAGAUAUGUAUGUAAAUUAUAAUUGUAUUUUUUAUUCUUCCGUUAGGUUUCAGUGGUCAUAAAUUUUUUAUUAACUUAAUAUUUAGUCUAUUUUUGAGUCCAAUUGGGAAAUAAUUUCUCACUUGCUGCAUUUCACACAGAACAAUAAGUUUGAUAGUCACAUACCAAAGUGUUAAAUAAACAAAUUUGUAAUUUUAUAUGUAUUUUCUUGAAAUUUGUCAUUCAAUUUAUUUACAUUAACAGAGUGAGUAAUUUCCUAGUUUUGUUAACAAAGUGAUUAAAAAAUCCCACAUUUGGUACAGCGUGGUAAAUAUGUGUAUUUCAGUUAUUUCUUUUUUGAAAAAUAAAGCAUGAGUGUAAAUUAUAAUACAACAGCUGAAAUCAUUAAUACGGUUAUUACUUGAAAUGCACAUCAUAUCAUUUUAUAUUUAACUUGUGGAUAUCUGCAUUAGAGUUUAUGAUAAAUAUAUUUUAUUUUUUCUUAAUGUAAAUGUAUUUUCAAUUUUAAUGAAAGGGGUUGUUUAUAAGGAAUGGAAAUAAUGUAUGAUAAUUGACUUGAUAAAAUUGUUGAGAAAACUAAUUGUCUGUCAAAGUUGUGUUAUUUGAAAUCUGUUGCUUUUAGGGAGAAUUUGUUACUUUUGUUUGAUCUAUUGAAAAGUUGCUCUGUAUUUUUUUGUUUUUACAACAAACUAUUAUAAUAAUAUAAAUGAUCUCAUCUCAUCUUUAGAUUGUACUUAAUUGAUAGUUUUGUAAAAGUAACACAAUUUUAAUGUGCUAUUUUUUAUUUUAAAUUAUUAAUGGAUUAUCUAUAAAAAAGAUACUGAAGUUGGUCUAUUUAAACUGUGUCCAAAAUUCAAGAAAAAGUUAUUAUUCCGAUGGACUAAAAUAAAUUGAUUCUUUAAAAUUGAGUUAUAGUUUAUAAGUCACUGUAUAUGAUUCUUAUAUAUCAUGUAUGCACUGAUUAUUUGUAAGUAUUAAUAUUUCUAAAACUUUAAUAUUACUCUAAGGGAUUUUUAUAAUAGGUAAAAUAUAAAAAUUAUAAUUUAACUGACUAGCUUCAAAACUUUUGCUACACUACAAUAAAUUAUAGUAAUAAAAUAAUGGAUCCAAUUUAUUAUUGGCAUACUUUUAUGCAUGCAAUAAAAAGUGUUGUUAUGCUUCCAUGUUGAUAUUGUACAUGUUUGAAAUUCUAAGAAAAAAAUAUUGUUUACAUAG